GCUGAGACCAAUCCAAGUUCAGUCGUCACAACAACAACAACAACAACAACAACAGUUGCACCAAAGCCCAACCCCUCGUCCAGAUGGUCCAAGAUAAAGAUUGUCACCAAGCAGGCUGGAGACGAGUGCAUCACCGCCAUCGAGAUAGUCCCCCCUGUGGAGGGAGCCGAGAGGCGCUCCAUCCCCAUCAGCCGGCCCAGAACCGUGGCCCGAAAGUUCGCCAGCAUCGCCAGAAGUCAAGUAAAGAGGAAGAGGCAGAUGGCUGCCAGAGAAAAGAAGGU
Molecule: messenger RNA, 281 nt
Organism: Austrofundulus limnaeus
Lineage: Eukaryota; Metazoa; Chordata; Actinopteri; Cyprinodontiformes; Rivulidae
Product: muscarinic acetylcholine receptor M4
Biological process (GO): adenylate cyclase-activating adrenergic receptor signaling pathway; positive regulation of MAPK cascade
Cellular component (GO): plasma membrane
Molecular function (GO): G protein-coupled receptor activity
Source: RefSeq, a predicted model, not a curated record